CUGGCCCCUUCUUCCAGCGGGACAGCUGCCAUCGCUCCCAUCAUUGCUGCCGUUAAGGACGGGAAGAGCAUCACUUACGAGGGCAGAGAGAUUUUGCCUGAAGAGAUCUGUACUCCUCCGGAUCCUGGUCUUGCCUUUGUUGUGGUAGAAUGUCCGGACGAAGGAUUCAUUCAACCCAUCUGUGAGAACGCCACCUUCAAGAGGUACCAAGAAAAUGCCGACGCCCCCGUGGCGCUCGUGGUUCACAUGGCCCCAGAGUGUGUGCUUGCGGACCCCAGAUACCAGCAGUGGAUGGAGAGGUUUGGGCCUGCCACCCAGCACCUGGUCCUGAACGAGAGCUGCUCGUCGGUCCACAAUCUCCGCAGCCACAAGAUCCAGACGCAGCUCAGCCUCAUCCACCCCACCAUCUUCCCCCCGCUCGCCACCCCCCACGGCCAGGAGGAACACGCCACCUUCCCUGUGCCCACAGUCCGGGGCGAAUGUCUCCUCAAGUAUCAGCUCCGUCCUCGGAGGGAGUGGCAGAGGGAUGCUGUUAUUGUCUACAAUCCCGAUGAAUUCAUAGCUGAGGCCCUGGAGCUCCCCAAUUUCCAGGAAAGCGUGCAGAAAUACCGGGAGGCCAUGCAGGACGGCCCAGCCCCAGCAGAGAAAAGAAGCCAGUACCCAGAAAUCGUUUUCCUCGGAACGGGCUCUGCCAUCCCCAUGAAGAUUCGAAACGUCAGUGCCACGCUUGUCAACAUAAGCCCCGACGCGUCCCUGCUCCUGGACUGUGGCGAAGGCACGUUUGGGCAGCUGUGCCGACACUACGGAGGCCAGGUGGACAGGGUCCUGGGCACCCUCGCCGCCGUGUUCGUGUCCCACCUGCACGCGGAUCACCACACGGGCUUGCUGAAUAUUCUGCUGCAGAGAGAACGGGCUCUGGCGUCCCUGGGGAAGCCGUGUCCCCCGCUGCUGGUGGUCGCCCCGACCCAGCUCAAGGCCUGGCUCCAUAUGUACCACAACCAGUGCCAGCAGCUGCUGCAGCACGUGAGCCUGAUUCCCGCCAAGUGCCUUCAGAAAGGAGCGGAGGUCUCCAGCCCCGCGGUUGAAAGGCUGAUUGGUUCGCUGCUGGGAGCGUGUGACCUGGAAGAGUUUCAGACCUGCCUGGUCCGGCACUGCAAGCAUGCUUUCGGCUGCGCGCUGGUCCACACGUCCGGCUGGAAAGUGGUCUAUUCCGGGGAUACCAUGCCCUGCGAGGCCCUGGUCCAGAUGGGGAAGGACGCCACCCUCCUGAUACACGAGGCCACGUUGGAAGACGGCCUGGAGGAGGAGGCUGUGGAAAAGACACACAGCACUACCUCCCAGGCGAUUGGCGUGGGGGUGCGGAUGCACGCGGGGUUCACCAUGCUGAACCACUUCAGUCAGCGCUAUGCCAAGGUGCCACUCUUCAGCCCCGACUUCAACGAGAAAGUGGGGAUUGCCUUUGACCACAUGAAGGUCGGCUUCGGGGACCUCCCGACGGUGCCCAAGCUGACCGCACCGCUCAAAGCCCUGUUUGCCGGCGACAUCGAGGAGAUGGAGGAGCGGAGGGAGAAGCGGGAGGUGCGGCUGGCGCGGACGGCCCUGCUGUCCAGGGAGCAGGCGCGUGGCCCCGAGGACGGGACGCCCCUGCAGAAACGGGCCCUCACAGAGCAGCCUCAGAGCCCCCAGAGCAAGAAGGUCAGGGCCCAGUGAGGGCGCGGGAGGGACCCUGGACUUGCAAGGCUGGCGUUCUCCAGAUGGCACGGCGUGGGCUUCCCUGACCUGGUGGGAGCCGGAGGGCUCAGUUCGACCGGGAGGCACCAGGGCGUGGGGGGGGGGGUGUGCACCCGGGCCUUGGCGAGGGCCCCGCACAGGGACGGCCCUGCUGGACACCUCCUACGGCCGGUGCCUCGGGACGUGAGGCUGCUGGAUGGAAGACCAGGGACAAUUCGAAUUCGGUACAGACCGAUUUUUAAAGAAGUCACACGGAAAACCGGCCUGCCCACUCCCGAGGCCAGCCACAUCCCCGAGCGCUGGGUGGUGGACAGGAGUCCAGGAAUAGCCUUUGCAAAGACAAAGAGGCCGCUUGGAACCUGAGUGCCCUGCUUCAUUCCGGUGCCACCUGGGAGCAGGCGUCUCCCUGCCCUGCAGAGUUGCGCCACCCGGUACCCGGUGUGACCUGCAAGCCAGCUCUGAUCGCGGCCGGGGCCCGGGGAGCUGCCACCCCGCUGUAGCCUAGUUUUUGACCAAGUCAAGCCACGCCAGCAGGAUCCGGGCAGCGGCUCAGGAAAACGCAAGUCUUCGCGCUAUGGCAGGGGAAAUGGGAGACUACGGAUGUGCUUGCCCCAUGGCGAGAACGAGACGCCCUCCCUGCCCUCAGAGUGUGGAGAUCGGACGUCGAGCUGGCUCUCCUGCCCUUCUUUUGGGAUUUAACAACACUGAGGUCAGUGCUUGGAAAUGGAAACUUCCCACUAAUUAAUUUGGUAUUUAUUUGUGAGAACACAGAGCUUUAAAAGCGCAGGCGAUCUGGAAGACGCCGACCGAGCAUUUUAGCCUGGCCCAGCUGUGACCUCCGAUGUCCUCCUGAGGGUCCCCUGCACGGAGGCGUGUCCGCAACACAAGAAGAUAGGCCACGCUCAGGGAUAAUAAAUCUAUUUUAAUAACAUUA
Leptonychotes weddellii (Weddell seal) is the source of this 2665-nucleotide messenger RNA. The record is from RefSeq and is a predicted model, not a curated record. Lineage: Eukaryota; Metazoa; Chordata; Mammalia; Carnivora; Phocidae.